Messenger RNA from Phyllopteryx taeniolatus (common seadragon), 7934 nucleotides. RefSeq names its product discs, large (Drosophila) homolog-associated protein 4b (gene dlgap4b). Gene Ontology annotation, biological process: signaling. Gene Ontology annotation, cellular component: postsynaptic specialization; glutamatergic synapse. Gene Ontology annotation, molecular function: molecular adaptor activity. The coding region runs from base 1335 to 4655 and encodes 1106 amino acids. The record is from RefSeq and is a predicted model, not a curated record. NCBI's taxonomy places the organism in Eukaryota, Metazoa, Chordata, Actinopteri, Syngnathiformes, Syngnathidae. The transcript has 12 exons.
AUGUGAUGCCUCGCUGAAGAAAUAUUAUGCAGUCUGCAGUUUUAUCUGGGAAUUUCUCCCCCACUGAACAUUGUGUUAUCUUAAUUGUCUUUUUAUUACAGGUGUCACAGUCACAGUGCUCCUAUGAUAAGCUUAAAUGUUGCCUAAAGAACAAAAGAGGUAUUUUAGUGAUGGAAUGUUAAAUAAAAGAGAAUGCCUUGUGAGACACUGGAGGUAAUGAGUGUUAAUUGAAUAAUUUUUGUCAAAUAUGGAUUCCUUAAGAUCAUGUGUGCUAGUAAAUUCAGUAACUUGCAGAAAUAAGAAUAAUUGCAUAAUUAUUUUAAGAGUCAGCAAAGAAAGCAACUCAUUUUCACAACCAUAAGGUGCACUUAAAAGUCUUAGAUUUUCUCCAAAAAGGACGGGGCGCCUUAUAAUGCGGCACGCCUUAUGUGUGCACCGAGUUCCAAAAUCUAUAAAUGUUGUUGUGUGAUGAGCGCUCCGCUUGACUGACUGGGAGCAUUUCCUGCCGACACGCUGCUUAUAUAGAGGAAGGUGGACGUGACUGAGGACAGCAUGCGGACCUUGGUGGUCUGUCACACAGAUCUGGACUUGUCUUGCAAUACCAAUGGGAUUACGUUGGGGUGGCUUUGGCUCAGUAGUUAGACCAGGUUCGAAUCCCUGGUACGACUGUCCGCAUGUCGACGUGUCCUUGGGCAAGACACUGAGCCCUAAUUUGCUCCCAGUGGGCCUGGCAGUGCCUCGCAUGGCAGCAGUCGGCCAUUGGUUUAUUAAUGAAAGAAAGAACAGCCGGGAGAAGAGUCUCUACCGUCACCAUUCAACUGAGUGCAAUAACUCGGAGCUUGCCAUCAUUGCGAGAGGUUUGACCAAGGAACUCCAACUGCUGGACAUCAGUGUAAACAGGACGUUCAAAGUGAAAUUGCGAGCGGUGGGCAGCCAUGGAUGACAGAUGGUGAACACAGCUUUACUAAAACUAGGAGGCAGCGCCGUGCGAGUUACGCCACAAUUUGUGAAUGGAUUGUGGAUGCUUGGGCUAACGUGUCUGCUUGCACUGUUGUUCGAGCUUUCGUAAAAGCCGGCAUCAUUUCUGAGGAGCCGCACGGCAACAGGACUGACUCCGACAAUGACAAGUGGGAACCUGGCGUGUUUGAUGGAGAACUUGCCCAGCUGUUCAUUUCGGAUACAGAACAUAAGGAUUUUGAUGGAUUUGUGGAUGAGGAUUGAUCAAAACAUAACGAACCCUCCACACUUUCACAUUAAGGCUUCACAGAAAUGAGCUGCCAAUGAACAACUUCUAGGUCUGGAGGUCUACUAGAGGGUUGGGCCUCCUCGCCAUCAUGAAAGGGCUGGGGACCAGCCAUACCAGACACCUGCCUGACUCCUUUGACCCUUCCUCCGGCCACCUAGAGGCCCUCUUCCCUCAGAAGACCAGCACCAUGCCACGCAGUCCUUAUCUGCUGAACCCGACAAUGGACCACUAUGGCACAAUGGACCCCUAUCUUUAUCCAUCAGCCAACCCAGGCUCCCUUCCACCUGAAUGCCUGCUGCCCCUCAACAACCAGCUGUCAAACAGCAGCACCUUCCCCAGGAUUCACUACAACUCCUACGAUCCAUCGGACUUCUCCCCACCUGUGGAAAGCAUUGGUGGAAUAAGAACUGGGACAUUGGGAGCUUCCAUGUCUAUGGGCAUGGGAUCAGGUAUGGGCAUGGCUGAGCUUAGUGGACGAACAUCGAUGAUUACAAGCGGCUCAGCUACUAUAUCACAUCACAUGACAAAGAACCAGACACCUCAAAGUCUUAUGGAGUUUGAUAAACAACUACCUGGUGGUCAGGAUGGCUUCAGCACCUUACAGUUCCAUAGAACAUCUGCAGUAGCUGCAGGGAAACAGCGUACAGACAGUCCUGGUCGCAUUCGUUACAUGCUGCACUCAGUGCAGAAGCUCUUUGCUAAGUCCCAGUCAUUGGAGAGCCACCACAUGAAAGGAAAUAUCAACGGACGGUCCACAGGUAGCGCCGGAGGCUCGUCGACUGACGACGGAGGAAAGCAUAACCGCAGAGCCAAAAGUAAAGAUCGUGGAACUAAAUCGGAAGCAACCGCCAAGCGACGACCACGCUCCAACAUGUCAGGUUACUGGAGUUCCGAUGAUUUGGACAGCAGUGACAUGAGCAGCUUCCACAACACAAUGGCAAUGAUGACUCUAGGACGCCCCACUGGCCAUGUGAGCCAGGAGGGCCAGAGCAGAUACAUUCAUAGCGGCUACAACACCAUCAGCUCAUCUAAAACCAACAAUGACAUGAGGUAUCAGACACUUGCUGCACCUAGUAGUGGAGGAGGAACUGGACCAGGGAAUGUGCUCAUGAAUGAUCAUGACUACAUGAAAGGAGGGUCCUGGUCUGCACUGACUAUGGGCCAGCCAAGGCAAGUGAUCCAGAAGGGCUCGGCCACUCUUGAUAGGUCCUUGCUCAAGUCCAGGUCAUGUCAACAGGAACUUACCUGCAACUACUUACAGGUUGGGCGAAGGGGGGAUUGGAGCAGCUCAUUAGGCCGCAGCGGGCGUGCCAAUGAAAUUCCAUGUCGGAGGAUGCGUAGUGGAAGCUACGUGAAGGCCAUGGCAGACAUAGAGGACAGCGAAGACUCAGAGGGGAGCCCCAAACCUUCGCCAAAGACCGCCGCUCGCCGCCAGAGCUACCUCAGGGCCACACAGCAUUCUCUGAGUGACCAGCUACCCCCACGCAACUGUCUUCCAUCUCUCAGAGAGCUCGCCAAUAACCGAAGCCUAGACAACCUUGACUGCGUUGGGGGUACAGGCUCACCUGUACCACACUGGGAUGAUGAUGACUUCAGCUAUGCCUGCAGCACUUUGGGCAGACGUAGCUGCAUGGGACAGCUCCGGGACCUGGACAUGAGUCAUCAUUAUGAGGACCGUAGCUCCGACUCCACAUUUUGUGAUUCCCGUUCCCAUUCUCAGGACAACCCAGAUCCUCUGGACUUGCCCAUGCCCACUUGCUUCCGCUCCCGCAGCCACAGCUACCUGAGAGCCAUCCAGGCGGGCUGCUCUCAAGAUGACGACGUGACUUCCGUCGACUCAGGCUCGCUCCCGCCAACUGACACCUCUGUUCGCACCUACGGCAGCAGCACCGUCUCUUGCAUCACCACCUCUAAGAAAGCUGCUCCGCCGCCCGUGCCGCCACGCACGACCUCCAAACCCUACAUUUCUGUGACGGUACAAAGCAGCACCGAGUCGUCCCAGGACAAUUACCUGGAGCAUCAGGACCAAAGGUCAGAGGUCAACAGCCAGUCCAGCCACGCGCACAGCAACUCAUCUGACAGUCUUGACAGCACGCGUGCCAACAGCCUGGCCCGGGGAUUACCUCGCCCUCCUCACAUCAUCCCCACUCCCAUCGCCAUCCCCAGAGAGCCGCUCGUCCCCACCACUGCCAACGCUUCCACGGAAACAAUCGACUCAAGCGUAGUCCUGCAUGAAUCUACGAAGUCAGGAUUGAGUAACUCUGCAGACGAGGCUCUUGUGCUCCCCGUGCCCAGACGAAAACUCUCUUCAAUUGGCAUCCAGGUUGACUGUAUACAAGAAGUUCCACGAGAGGAGAGCCCACCUUUGGCCAAGUUUCAGUCCAUCGGAGUACAGGUGGAGGACGGGUGGCAGCCCAGUCGCCCUUCUAGUAUGGCCUCCAAACAAGACACAGACACAGAUAAACAGGACAUCCCUGUCAUUCCCCACAUUAGUCAGGCCAAACCCACUGAAAAGAAAGUCAUGGUCAGUAGUGCCAGCCAAUCGUUGAGCUCCCCUCCCGAGCAGGACUCCUUAGAUAACGGUGACACCGCUGGUUACGCUUCCUCCCCUCCAACUCCCAGGCAGUUCCUCAACCGCUCCACCACACGAAGUAGCUCUUCCUCUUUCUCAGAAAGCCUCGACCCGGCGCUGGACCCGUCAUCAUUACCGCCCCCAGAUCCCUGCCUCGAAAGCGGGAAUGGGAGUAGCAGCAUUGCCCCCCAGAGUGUUAGUGGAGGGGGAACACUAUGUCGAAGAGAUGGCCACUGGUUCCUGAAGCUACUGCAGGCUGAAACUGGCCGCAUGGAAGGGUGGUGCCAGCAGAUGGAUCAGGAGACCAAAGACAACCAUCUUUCCGAGGAGGUGUUGGGUAAGGUCCGCAGUGCAGUGGGAAGUGCCCAGCUCUUAAUGUCCCAGAAGUUCCAGCAGUUCCGAGGACUGUGUGAACAAAACCUGAAUGUGAACACCAAUCCGCGACCCACACCCCAGGACCUUGCUGGUUUCUGGGACCUGCUGCAGCUCUCCAUCGAGGACAUCAGUCUAAAAUUUGAUGAGCUCUACCAUCUCAAGUCCAAUGACUGGCAGCCUGUGCCAUCUGCGGCUGUCCAGUCGCCCCCUGAGCGGAAGGACGAGGAGAAGGCACCUACUCCAGUGUCAAGGAAGGGCGCUAAAGGGCGACCGUCGCUGGGCCGCGAGAAGAGCGUUGACUCCUCUUCCGCCUCUUCUUCGGCUUCAGCGGAGAAGCAGAGGCAAGAGGCCCGCAGGCGUCUGCUGACCGCAAAGAAGGCCGCCUCUUUCCGCCAGAACUCUGCCACCGAGAGCGCAGACAGCAUUGAAAUCUACGUCCCAGAAGCGCAGACGCGCCUUUGAGGCAGACAGUGAGAGAGAGAGGAAUGUAAGGUCAGAUCAUAGGACAGAUAAGUGUCACUGAAAAAUACCUGCAAAUGGGAGAGAGAGGGGAAACCUUAGCAAUGCAAAUGACAAGAGUGGGUUAGAGUGGGGGGGAAGAGAGGCCAAAUGCCCACUUGACUGGGGUGGGGGUUGACUUAGUGUAUUUUAACUCACUUGUUUGUAGGCUGGUCCUGAAGGCAUCAUACACAUAAAUAUUGAACAUUUGUGUACUUUACUUAUUAUGAAAGCUGCCAAUGAAAACCUCUGUAGAUUAACUUUGUCAUUACUUUUGAUUAAUAUUUAUCAUGAUAAAAAUUAAGUUAAUAACCGUAUUCCUAUCACAUCCUCAAAAUAUAUUUGAAGACUGUUUAAAUCGUUAUUCUAUACUGGAUUUAAGAUCUAUUUAGAGGACGCAGCUGAGCGUUCUUGCUUUUCUGCUUUCCCUUGUCGCCAUCCUUCUCCCCAGACAGGCCAUUUUGUAGCUUUGCACAACAGCGCCUUGUGGCCACCACACACACUACACAAUACCAACCUGCUUAUGUCUGUCUUCCUUGUACUGAUUUGUUUACUUCGUUCUUCUUUUGUUUUGUUGAAGCUCAUAGAAGCUGUAGAUGAGGUUCUGAAUAUUUUUAUGAUGUGUGAUAUGAUGAAUGCCAAUUCUGACGGGGUAUUUAUAAAGUUUUUAGCACCUAAAUCUAUGUCCAAAUGUUUUGUCAAAGUGCGACGGAAAGAAUUUAUACAGGUUAGGUUUUUUUUUAACGGUUUUCAAUGAACACGUAUCUCCAUGUGAUGAGAAUCUCAAAACAGUAUUUUCAGGUUUGCAAACAUCAGUAAUAACAAUUGCCACCAUUUGUUUUCUUUAGUGAUUGUUUUCUUCAAACUCCCUGUUCAAUGCUUCCCCAAGUAUAUUCAGGGCUUUUAGAAGCUAGGCUGAGUAUGCAGGAUAACUUUUUUUUUUUUUUUUUUUUUUUUUCUCUUGCCUGCUCAACAUUCAUGACUUGUGUUUAGAAGUCCUUUUUUUAUUAUUAUUAUACAUGUCUCGAAAAGCUGUUUUUUAUUAUUAUUAUUAUCGCUCAGUCAGUCGUAUUUCUGUGCAACUCAACUGCACUUUUUUUUUUUAAUUUAAAGAAACCCUAUUUAAUUAAAGUUUUAAAUGCAUUAGCUGUUGUGUUUGCAUCAUUUCUUCAAGUGCUGCAUGCUUGCUGGAAGAUUGCUUCACCAAAGAUUAAUUCCCUUCAUUCCAUUUCAUCUCAUGCAUUUAAAUGUCAACACCAGGUAGCUCUUGCUGUGAAAAACUUAAGUUUAUAAAACUGGCUGUCAACAUUGAUAAAUGUAAAUAUCCUUUUAAUUGUUCUUUCAAACUGAGUUUUACCACACUUUGGCUGACUAGAGGGCAUAUAUAGCAUAAAGAUAUUCUCAUCAAAAACCACAAAUGUUACACUUCUUUGACUUGAAAAUCAACAUGUCAUGUUACACAGUAGACUUUAACACUACAAGUGAAGCAGCAAACCCUCAAGUCAACCCCCCCCCCCCCCCCUGUAAACAAACUGCACCUGUUUACAUGUCUUCCAAUCCAUUUUUUUCUCUGCAGAUGGUAAACAAAUUUCUUCUGGCUAAUGGGUUCAGGCGAUCUACUGCAGUGUCACUCGUUUUUUUUUUAUUUUUUUUUUUAACUUUAAUCAUUGCCACCUUUAGCCCAAAACUGCAGCCUGAGGCUUUGACUUGGAAAUAUCCCAAUGAGCUCCUUUCUUUCUCUAACUUGGGGAGAGCUUUCCAUUGAUGGUUGGCCUUUGUUUGCAGUUGGGUUUGCCUGCUGGGGAUGAGUAGGGUGAUUGCUCAGGGGUGUCAAUUGCCUGUUCCUGGGUGAAUGUCCCUUCCUUUUGACGGAGGCGAAAAGUAUCGUUAGCACCUCCAGUUCUUUUGUUUAAACUGCACUCUCUGUCGUCGACUUGAUUUGAUUUCUCACUAGUAGGGAACAGUUGUCUGACAAGUUAUUCAACUUCUAUUGGAAUAAGCAAAUAAGCACCUUCCAGCCGUGUCAGACUUGUCACUUUUUAUAUUUUGCUAUAUACUUUAUGAGGAAAUACAGCUGGAAAACAACGAUGUGUGAUCAGUAGUCCAACAUGUCUGUUGGCGUUUGGGGUCAUUUUUUACAUUUAGAAAGUCCCAAAUACAUCUGUCAGCCUGUGUCAGAUGAGCACAUAAUGUGGCAUGGAAUGAGAGAGUCCAUUUUUUCAAAGCUAUCUAAAAAGGAGACAUCAUCAUAUUCUGAUCUCAUACGUUUCCAUGAGGUCUCAUUCCAAUACACAUUUGUCUGAUCACUGAUAGCACUUGGACACACCUGUAGAUCUACAGUGUUUCCUGAUUGGGCUUAUCUAAGCUCCACAAAGUUUGCACUGCGCUGUACGCUCAUCUUGUAAAAGCUUUUGAUAUCCGUUUAAAAAUCGCCCCAGAUAGACUGAAUUUAGGCCAGGCGUUGGAAAAGAGUCUUUCAUCUAGCCUGCCAGGAAAUUCAAAGAACAAAUCAAGCAACCCACAAAUGCUCAUGAUAUAUGAUAGCAAACAUUUAUUAGAUCAAUGUAUCAUGUUGUAUUUGUUGAUCAAUCCAGGACAAACUAAAAUGAAGUUUCCCCAUUAAGCAAUCAUACACCGUCCUUAUCUGUGUCCCUCUGAGUCGUUCAGAACAGUUUCCUUAAGUUGAUUAAACUUUUCAUUUCCUAAUGACAUAGAUGUAGACUGCAACCAUAUGCUAAGCGGUUUAAUAGAGCAAGAAAGUUCAUAUACUGUAUAAAUAGUUGACCUCAACCUCUCACAUACAGUAUUCCAAAGGCCUGACUUGCAAGUUCUUUGGCAUCUUUGCUUUGUUCUGGUGAGGGAUGAAUGUUGAGGGGUGAGAGGCAGAGCCUCUGCCUCACCACAAGAGAUGAUGUAGCAAAAAAAAACUUAUUUCAUGAAGCAAGCACUUUCAAGAAAACUGAUCUGUUUGAUGUGUGUGUGGGGGUGUGUUGUUCUUUGAAAAAAUACCAUAAACCUUGUAACUAAUGAUACUCUUGAAGUAUAUGUGCAGAUGGGAAAACAAUAAUUUGAUAUUAAAAUGAUUACAGUAUUAAAGCAUCCCCCUGUGCUUCUUAAGAUCAACCUGUGUACAUAAGUUAGAUGAAUGGAUAUUGUUUACAAUGCUGUAGCUCUAUUUAUACAUUUUCAAGGUUGUUCAGUGAUUCAUGGAAAGGCAUAAAGUUCAAUAAAAAUGAUGAAGUA